AUGUCUCUCCGUGAAGCCCCUGGUAUUCGACUACAGUGGUCCAAAGUUGGAACUGCAGGCUUACCGAGCAAUGCAGCACAAUACGAUGGGGAACUGAUUAUUGAUGGAGUACGUGAUUCCGAUGCUGGACAGUAUCGUUGUACAGCUAGUGGUGACCACCAGUUCGCCACCGAUGAUGCUACGCUGGACAUCUCCAGUGCAAAACAAGAUGGAGGCGGCCCGCCUCUGGUGAUGGUUGACCCACGAGAACAAACGGUAAAUGAGAACGAACCAGCAACAAUUCGGUGCUGGGUGCCCGGUUUAACGACAUGUGAGCUUACCUGGCACAAGGAGGAGGUCGGCGGAUCUCUUCCGUACGGUGUGUAUCAGAGUGGCGGAGUGCUGAAAAUUCCUCGAGCGCAACUUCAAGAUGCUGGCAAUUACAUUUGCACUGCCCGAAACGAAUAUGGCGUUGGGAAGUCGCCACCAGCACGGCUGAAUGUCAACCGUCGUAAGUUUUGCGGCAGUCUUCUGUUAUCCUAG
This is a messenger RNA of Gongylonema pulchrum, 522 nucleotides long. The record is from the annotation of a GenBank genome assembly. Lineage: Eukaryota; Metazoa; Nematoda; Chromadorea; Rhabditida; Gongylonematidae.